This is a messenger RNA of Cladocopium goreaui, 621 nucleotides long. Lineage: Eukaryota; Dinophyceae; Suessiales; Symbiodiniaceae. The record is from the annotation of a GenBank genome assembly.
GGACUCUGCGAUGGUUUCGCCUCUGGCCGAGCCAAGGAGUGAUCAAGCGUCCUCCUCAUCGUCAUCCUCAGGCCAUUGCGACUCUUCCCUGCCUCCGAUCCUGGAUCGAGUACUUGGCCAGUGAUGUCCAAAGAGGCUCCUCUGAGCUGUGUCCUGCAUUGCCAGGUGCAGAAUCCCUUUCAUGCUGUGAUUGCCAAAGUGCAUGCUGUUGAGCAUGGAGAUCAAACUGACGGGCCACCUUGGAGGCGUUCAUGCAAAUGGAUCUCGGCAGCCGACAAGGCAUUUAUAGAAGGUUGGAUCAUGACUCCAGGCCGUUUCGGCCCCUGUGGCAGAGGCUCUGCCGGUGGAGUGACCUUUUUGGUCGAUCGCCGCUUCUGCAAACGGCGAAGGGCGGAGUAUCAUCCUUGCAGACAAGGCAAGACUUUUGUCCUCCUCAUCUGAAGAGCCGAUGACGUCACCAGCAGAUUUGGCAACAGACUGAAGGCUCCUUCAUCAGGCUUCGAAGGAAAUGCCUGAGAUAGGGCGCCGGCACCGGUUCCUAUGAAGGGGUUUGGAUUGGCAAGAGCAAAAAAAAGAAGCUGCCGUCCAACCUGCACAUUGGGCAGCAUAUAUGCCGACAAG